GCAUACGUAACCCGCCUUUAGUGUCCCAUGGAAUCACUGAGGCGGAGGUGAUUGUUUUCGCUGUGUACAUUUCGUAACAGCUCCCCGAUAACUAAGCUUGGAGUUAUAUAUAAAACCAUGUCAUAACGGGAUAAUUGUCCGAUUCACCUGGUUUAACAUUCGUGUAUCACUUGUCCAGGACGAACAGUAUACCGUAGGGAUCCCAUACAUGUACGGUUUGUUCAACAAAUGCGAAAGAAUGAACAACUAUCUGCAACUCGUUGUGCUAAACCUUCUGUCGGUCAUCGCCCUUUCCUAUGGCCGCCCUUGUACGAUAUCAACCGACAAGAGAAUGGCCGAUUGUUCGAACCGUGGUUUCGAUCAUAUUCCACACUUGUCGAAUCUCACCGAAGGCUUAGAUUUAUCAGGAAACAAGUUAUCACUUCUAGACAAAUCCUCCUUUUUAAACCUUCCUAACUUGCAAUCCUUAAAUUUGAACUGGAAUGAAAUCAAACUCAUCGGUAAAGAGACGUUUUUUGGACUUCCGGCACUGCAGGACUUAUCACUUGGACACAACCACAUCAACAUUGUACAACAACCUUUUACUGAAAUCCGUUUUACCCUCAAUACCAAACUCAAAUAUUUGGAUUUAUCCUUCAAUGUUAAUUUGCCAUUAGACGCAGAAGCCUUGUAUCCAGACUCAGUGUUCGCAUCGUUGAUGUCUCUUCAGGAACUUCAUAUAGACCUUCUACCGAAUCCUAUCUUUGGAACAGGGUUCGGCAAUAUGACAAAGCUUAACAAACUAGUUUUUAAGGACUGUACAUUAAUGCAUCUUAAGAACGAUACAUUUAUAAACUUUCAUGAUCUGGAAUCGUUGACAUAUUUGGACAUGUCAAAUUGCCACGUUAAUGACACAUAUGUUGUGAAAAUAGAAAAAGCUUUCUUACAACAUUUCUCGUCCCUGCAAUACCUGGAUCUUUCUCGUACUUCGAUAACGUUUCCGGUUGCCAUGGACAUUUUGUACGGUCUCACAGCUACAACCAAUCAAAGUCAUCCUGUCAGAAAAAUGAAAGUUCUGAAUCUAUAUAAUGUUAAUCCGUUGAUAUUAUUAUGGAUUAAUGAUGUCAACUACACUGUUAAAGUGACAAAAGAAAUGACUCAAUACUAUAGACAAUUGUGUGUGGAAGAUAUUGACUUAGGUAACAACGGAAUUGUAGAAAUAGCAGUUGGGACUUUGGAAUCCUUUGUCGAUUUCAGUUGUUUAAGGCGUAUUUCGUUCUCGGAAAACAACUUCUUGUUCACAUUCCCUCGAUUUGCGCUUAGUGCUUUAAUAUUUUUUGAAGAGAGUGUACAUCUAGAAGAACUAGAUUAUUCAUAUGUCGCAAUCAAAUUUUCACAUGGGAUCAAGGAGGGUCAGCAGGUGAAUGGGAAACAACUACGUUAUUUACCAGAACCACAAAGACAGUCGUCGUUUCGAUGUGUGAUGCCCCUCAGCCUGGGACCACAUAUGCGAUUCUUUCGCUUAACACAUCUGCUCUUUCCAUUUUUCAUUGAUUGUGAUCUGGAUAUAUCUAGGUCUCCUACAUUGUAUCUGCUGGACAUAUCACACACAACUAUUUCAAGUGCAGAUUUUCGUAUAAAAGGAGUACGGGUAGAGUAUAUGAACGUUUCAGGUAUGGAUUUUGCAACAUCAGGACGGAUGCUGCUCGGUAAUAUGGAAGGGGUGCAUAGACUGGUCAUUCAGAAUGCCAAUUUAGAUCGUGCCUUCAGUAAUAAGAAUUACAUUUUCAAGGAUAUCAAGCGACUGAAUGAGGUAGACAUGUCGUCAAAUCAUUUAAGUAUCCUAGAAGAGGAAAGCGUGCAGGGCUUGGAGGGGGUAACAAAUAUAGACCUGUCUUGGAACAUUUUCAAUGAUUUCCCUGCAGGCUUGUACAUUUUGCCAAAUCUUACUAACAUAGAUCUGAGGAACAAUAAAAUAACUUAUCUUAGGAAGAAAGCAAGGACAUGGCUGGAUCUCAUGGACUCGCGGCCCGAACGUAAUAUUAGGAUUUUGAUGUAUGGGAAUCCCUUUGCCUGCACGUGCGAUACACUGGAGUUCGUUUUUUGGAUUUGCGAUACAAGUGUCAUGCUCGAUUAUCAUAACAAAUACACGUGCGUGGUACCAAACGGUUCCAUUGCCAUGCUGCGUCACGUUAAUGAUAAUUACCAGCUGUUUCUAGGAAACUGCAAUCAGGAAUCUUUCUGGAUAGUUUUUGCGAUCUUCGGAAUGAGUAUUAUGUUGUUGUUCCUAGUUAUUUCGUCCUUCGUUUUUAAAUACAGGUGGAAAGUUCAGUACUUCUUUUGGAGGAAGUUCAAGAAACAAGAAGCAGCAGUCGAUAACGUGAGGCAAUAUACGUUUAAAUCAUUUUUUGUAUUAUCAGAAGAUGAUUGGUGGAGUCGCAAUUAUCUCCUUCCUAAACUGGUACAGCUUGAAAAUGAACACAACAUCCGGGUUUGCUGGCAAGAGAGGAACUUUUCACAUAAUAAAUAUCAACUGAGGCAGCUAUCAGAGUUUCUACCAGACAGCGAGAAACUAGUGUUUGUGAUAACGGAGGAUUUUAUUGCAGAUAACUGGUGUGAAUUUGUAUUGAAUACCUGUAUAAAUGAGAGCGUGACUCGAAAAAACCGCGAGUGUUUAGUAAUGAUAUUUAUAAAUCUAGAUUUCAAUCGUGUUCCUGAAUACGUGACGAGCGCAUAUAAAUACUGUAAAACAAUAACAUAUCCAGAGGAAGAAAACGAUAGGGAUGGAUUUUGGAAUGAAAUACGUCAAACUAUUUUAACAAGGGAGUAAACUAAACUGUGUUACCUUACAUUUAUGCGGACCUGUCAGCUGGUUCAUCCGUUGCCAGAAUAAUGUGACAGGGCGGAAUGAUGAGCAGGGUGCUGUUGGCAUGGUAUGUCAGUGAGGUAGCACUAUAAAGUCGGCAUCAGAUCCGCGCUAUCACAAUGAGGCAAAAACACCAUAUGCAACACACUUGGAGGCACGUCCUUAACUGAUAGGUACAACAACGGAAGAAUCAUCACAUAUAAUGGAAGUUAGUUUAAUUUUCUGUGUACAAGCGGUACUAAAACAAAAGACACCGUUAUCGUGUAUGGUCUCUUCUUAGGCAUGUUCAAGUUUAGAGAGAGAAAAAUUGGUACACAAAGAAAACGGUUAUCGUGAAUUCAUACAUAAAAAUGUUACCUUGUACAGACUUACAAGGAAUCUUAAAAUGGCCAUUAGUACGGUGAUUUGUUAUGGUGUGGUGUGGUUUGGAAGAAAUAUGGAAUGCAAUUUUAACUUAUUACCCUACUUUGAUUCAUUACAAAUACACCGCAAUCGCAUCUUCCCGGUCUGAAACAUAACAUUUGUGUCUACAUGCGUAUCGGUCUUCUGUACUGUCGGACCAUACUCUAUAACAGGUAUAUAAGGAAGGCGACAGAAUUGAUUGAAUCGGUCUCCUACCUAUUCAUAAAAUUUAAAAUAUUCAAAACGAAUUUGAGAUAUCCCCUACCGUACCUCUUAUGGGAGACGUACUUGUCGGAAUGGGUUUAACAUUGGACUGUGGUAUGUCCGUUAUAUCAAAGACAAUAUUGUGCAUAGUGGAAAGCUGUGUUAUUUUAAUGCCUAAUGCUCCACAUCUGUUGAAGCCUAUUAAAUUGCCGAAGUGUUUAAUUGGACUGAGCAACAUAAAUGACGAAAGUGAAACUAGAAGUUUACAUCACAUCGCAUUGCACGAAGGGAUCCCUGUGCUCUCAUGAUUUAGACAUGAUUUAUAUAGCGAUCCGCACAGUAAUUUGAAUAAAUGUUUUUCAGUC
Messenger RNA from Mizuhopecten yessoensis (Yesso scallop), 3816 nucleotides. RefSeq names its product toll-like receptor 2. Lineage: Eukaryota; Metazoa; Mollusca; Bivalvia; Pectinida; Pectinidae. Bases 209 to 2809 code for a protein of 866 amino acids. The record is from RefSeq and is a predicted model, not a curated record. The transcript has 2 exons. Gene Ontology annotation, biological process: signal transduction. Gene Ontology annotation, molecular function: protein binding.